AUGGAUACUCAUGACUUGUUAGUGCAAGAGUUGCAUGCUAAAGACCAAAAGAUUACAGAAGUCUUAGAAUUAGAAAGAUUACAACGAGUAAAAGUCUUAGAAUUAACCACUAGAAUUGGCGAACUAACUAAAAUUCUAGAUAACACUACAAGUGACUUAAGAGCAGCAGAAAAGAAGAUCAAAAGACAAGAAUUAUCCAAUCGUCAACUAGAACGUAAAUGUGCCGUUCAAAUCCGCCGUCUCAAACAAACUAAAUCCUUAUCUCCAGAUGAAAAAGAACGACGUAUUCUCGUACUUGAAUGGAUCAUUCAACAACUAGGCGAUUACUACUACUUCCCCAGUCAAGAAGUCCUUGCCCUAGCUGAAAUCUCCGAUCCUAAUGACUCUAUCCUUACCCAACUCAUUAAACCCCUACAUACCCGAUCAGAAACACCAUCUAAUCCUCUUAUUUCAUCUACUCCUACUCCUCCUACACCCACCACUACCCCCAAUCCAGCCAUUAUUCCUCCUCCCGACCAAACCAGCACUCAUCCUAACCCUAUCCACCCUAACCCUAUCCAUCCUAAUCCAGACUUACUAACUCGUCUUGAUGAGAACGGUAUUCAAAGCAUCCUUGAUAUUCCUAUCGAUAAUCUUGAUAAGAGCCGACUUAACUAA
Molecule: messenger RNA, 657 nt
Organism: Nematocida homosporus
Lineage: Eukaryota; Fungi; Microsporidia
Exons: 1
Coding region: 1-657 (218 amino acids)
Source: RefSeq, a predicted model, not a curated record